Salvia hispanica is the source of this 2911-nucleotide messenger RNA. RefSeq names its product putative late blight resistance protein homolog R1A-10. Gene Ontology annotation, molecular function: ADP binding. Gene Ontology annotation, biological process: defense response to other organism. Lineage: Eukaryota; Viridiplantae; Streptophyta; Magnoliopsida; Lamiales; Lamiaceae. The record is from RefSeq and is a predicted model, not a curated record.
UCUUCAGAUCUCAGCUGUGGUGUUUAAAUACCAUAUUCAUCUUUGAUAUAAUUGUUCUAAUCAUUUCAAUUUAUGCAUUAAUUUUCAAAGAAUUAAGAUGGCAGCUUAUGCAGCUCUGGUUUCUCUUAAGCGUAUCAUAGAUGAUAUUGAAACUCAUCCUUCCCCUCCGAUUUCUCUCGACAAACAACAAGUCCAAUCUCUCACACAAAUAGUUACCUUCUUGCAGGAAUUUCUCGAAGGCUACAAGUCACCCUACGAGUAUAGCGAUGAAGCAGAUCCAUUGGAGAUUCACAUUAUGGAUACAGCUCAAGCGGUUGAAGACGUGAUCGAGUCUUAUAUAAUCGACACAAUCAAGCUUUCUGACGCAGCAACCGAUGACGGUGGUGAUGAACAAAUCAGUUGCAUCCAUUUCUAUCAAGAUCUGCAAAACGUGAUAGAAAAUAUGGAUUUGAUCAAGAAAGAGGUGACUGCGAUCACAAUGGAGAAGGAAGAGCACAAGAGAAAUGUGGCAUCUGAUGAUGUUGGUUUAAGAUUCAAUUCCACUGGGAAGAAGCAUCUAAUGAUAGGGUUUGAUGAUAUGCUUCUUCAACUCCUGGAUAGGCUUACUGAUGCAAACACCAAUCGCAAAAUAAUCCCUAUUGUAGGGAUGGGUGGCAUCGGCAAAACCACUCUUGCAAAAGGUGCGUUUGAACACAAGCUUAUUAAGGAGCAUUUUGAUAUUUGCGUGUGGACUACCAUUUCCCAAGAUUAUAAUAUUGUAGAAACUCUUAGGGAAGUUCUCACUCGAGCCGGAGAAUCCUCGAGCAGUAUGGAUGAGAAAGAAUUGGAAGUAAGAUUACACAAGUGCUUAUGGGGUAGUAGGUAUCUCAUUAUAUUAGAUGAUAUGUGGAGUAUAGAUGUGUGGGAUAGGUUAAAAUUUUCCUUUCCAGAUUGCGGUGAGGGUAGUCGACUUGUAGUAACCACGAGGAUGUCGAACUUGGCUGCCCAGUUGACUGAUUCCUAUAGCCUCGUUAAGAUUGGGUUUCUAGACGAGGUUAGUAGUUGGACCUUGUUCUCCAAAAUUGUAUUUGGAGAACAAAGCUUUCUUACUCAACUAGAGAGUAUCGGAAAGAAAAUUGUGAAAAAGUGUAAUGGACUUCCUUUGUCUAUUGUUGUGAUAGGGGGUCUAAUGGCUAAAUCCGAAGUUACACUAGAAUAUUGGGAGCACAUAGAGGAGAACUUAGCCUCAAUUGUGAAUUCGGAGAAUGAAGAUUAUUGCUUGAGAAUAUUGAAGCUGAGCUAUAACUAUUUGCCUGCCUAUCUAAAGCCUUGUUUUUUGUAUAUGGGAGUGUUUGAGGAAGACAAGGAAAUUACGGCUUCAACAGUCGUCCGAUUAUGGAUUUCUGAAGGAUUUCUUAAACCAAUAGUCAACAAAAGCUUGACAAGAGUUGCCGAACAAUACUUGAAAGAACUAGUGGAUAGAAAUCUCAUUUUAGUUCAUAAGUCGUGCAUACUUGGGGAUGUGUUAUCCUACAAAAUUCAUGAUUUACUUAGAGAUCUAUCAAUGAAAGAAUCUGAGAAACAGAGGUUUUUUUAUGUGUUGAGGGAUCAAAGUCCUCAAGGACUAAUUGGCCAACAACGUAUUGUUAUUCCUGAAAGCACUUUAAAGGAAAAAAUCAAGGAUGCAUUGGAAUAUAUGCUCCAUGCUCGUUCUUAUUUGGUAUUUGGUAAUCAAACAACUAGGCGAUUCCCAAAUUCUAGAUUUUUGAGGUUAUCGGGUUGUUGGGUAAUUGAAGAGGAGUAUUUACAACUAAAUGUGUUUGAGUUGAUGAACUCACGAUAUCAUCGUCUUGAUACUUAUUACAAGUUUGUAAUUCCUUCUUCCAUCAAUCUGCUUUGGAAUCUAGAUACACUAAUUAUUAGUUUUGAGGAAGAAUUUAUAGCACCAAGUGAAAUCUGGAAAAUGUAUAAACUUAGGCAUCUCGAGUUUGAAUAUCGGAGAUUGCAUCUCCCAGAACCCCCGAGCGCGGACGAUGAUAUUAUCAUGAUGGAGAAUCUAGAAGUGCUCAAAGGAGUGAUAAAUUUCAAUAUAAGUGAAGAUAUUGUUAAAAGAAUUCCCAAUAUUGAGGAAUUGGAUAUGACAUAUGAGGGGCAACUAAUGGAUGGAGUGGACUAUCUGAGCUGUCUUCUUUGUCUUAGUAAACUGGAAUCCUUGGAGUUGUGGGCUUACUCCCCUGAUGUUGGAAAGUAUCUGCAGAAGAUCAACUUCCCACCCUCACUUAAAGAGUUGUUUCUUUCGCUACCAAGUGAUUCAGAAUGGGAGGACAUACUGCCAACGAUAGGCUCCUUACCACUUCUUGAGACGCUUGAAUUAAAUGGAGGCCGCUUCAGAACACGCGAGUGGGAAACAAUGGAAGACCAUUUCCAGAGUCUCAAGUCACUAAAACUGUAUGAAUGUGGUGAUCUAGAAAAGUGGACAGUGACAGAGAGCUCCCACUUUCCACUUCUUAUACAGCUUCAUCUUUUUGUGUUAGAUGAAUUGAAGGAGAUUCCUGCAGAAAUAGGAGAAAUAUCAACACUCAGGUCAAUUAAAUUGUACUUAUGCAAUGAAUCAGUGGUGUUGUCAGCUAAACAGAUAUUUGACGAACAACAGGAUUUGCAUGGAGACCAAAUUGACCUUCUUGUUCACGCUACAGUUUGGAUGGAAGAUGAAUCACUGCAAAAGUUGGCAACUUCCAAUUUUAAAGUUAUAGUGCAUUCUAUAUAUAGGUAAGUAAGACUGAUGUUUUUUUAAAUAUCACUCUUCUUUUAUGUGUUUUUAAUUUCCCCUCUAAUUCUAGUUAAUUUUCUCUCUUACGCUUUAUUUGAGAUGGUUAGGAACAAGUCUAAUUGAGAUGGUUGAGAUAAAUAUAGAUGGUUAAUUUAAAUACAA